GCGGGGCGUGGGACGGACGCAACCACCGGGGCGGGGUGGGGAGGUAACGGGACGGGCGCGACCAUGGCUCGGUGAGGCAGCGGGGGUGGGGAUCGGUUUGGGGGAGGCCUGGGGCCGCUCGCUGGUAAGCUGUCUCCGCCACCCCCCCUUUCGCCGCCGCCGCCGCCCCGGGCAUGUCGUCCAACUGCACCAGCACCACGGCGGUGGCGGUGGCGCCGCUGAGCGCCAGCAAAACCAAGACCAAGAAGAAGCAUUUCGUGUGCCAGAAAGUGAAGCUAUUCCGGGCCAGCGAGCCGAUCCUCAGCGUCCUGAUGUGGGGGGUGAACCACACGAUCAAUGAGCUGAGCAAUGUUCCUGUCCCUGUCAUGCUAAUGCCAGAUGACUUCAAAGCCUACAGCAAGAUCAAGGUGGACAAUCAUCUCUUCAAUAAGGAGAACCUCCCCAGCCGCUUCAAGUUCAAGGAGUACUGCCCCAUGGUGUUCCGAAACCUCCGGGAGAGGUUUGGGAUUGAUGAUCAGGAUUACCAGAACUCAGUGACACGAAGUGCCCCUAUCAACAGUGACAGCCAGGGCCGGUGUGGCACACGUUUUCUUACCACCUAUGAUCGGCGUUUUGUCAUCAAGACUGUAUCAAGUGAGGAUGUGGCUGAGAUGCACAAUAUCUUAAAGAAAUACCACCAGUUCAUAGUGGAGUGUCAUGGCAACACCCUUUUGCCACAGUUCCUGGGCAUGUACCGCCUAACUGUGGAUGGUGUGGAAACCUACAUGGUGGUUACCAGGAAUGUGUUCAGCCAUCGGCUUACUGUACACCGAAAAUAUGACCUCAAGGGUUCUACUGUUGCCAGAGAAGCAAGUGACAAGGAGAAGGCCAAGGACUUGCCAACAUUCAAGGACAAUGACUUCCUCAAUGAAGGACAGAAGCUGCAUGUGGGAGAGGAAAGUAAAAAGAAUUUCCUGGAGAAACUUAAGCGGGAUGUUGAGUUCCUGGCCCAACUGAAGAUCAUGGACUACAGCCUGCUGGUAGGCAUCCACGAUGUGGACCGGGCAGAGCAGGAGGAGAUGGAAGUGGAAGAGCGGGCAGAGGAGGAGGAGUGUGAGAAUGACGGGGUGGGUGGCAGCCUGCUCUGCUCCUAUGGCACGCCUCCGGACAGCCCUGGCAACCUCCUCAGCUUCCCCCGGUUCUUCGGCCCUGGAGAGUUUGACCCUUCUGUUGAUGUCUAUGCCAUGAAAAGCCAUGAAAGUGCCCCUAAAAAGGAGGUCUAUUUCAUGGCCAUCAUCGACAUCCUCACGCCAUAUGACGCUAAGAAGAAAGCUGCACAUGCUGCCAAAACAGUGAAACAUGGGGCAGGGGCAGAGAUCUCGACUGUGAACCCGGAGCAGUACUCCAAACGCUUCAACGAGUUCAUGUCUAACAUCCUGACGUAGUAGUUAUCUCUACCUUCAGCCAGAGCCAGACUGCUGGAAUGGGGUCGGGGAGAGGGAAAGGGUGUAUUUGGGCUGGAAGGGAGGGUGGGGAGCAGAGUGGGGGGUCAAGAGGGCUUUAAUCAUGAGACUGCAGCCUGUGACAGAGUGACUUUAGCAAGGAGAAGAGCGUGUUAUGUGUGCACGUGCUCACAGGAUAUGACCUUACCUUCUGCUUGCCCUUAUUAUUUUUUUCCUCCUAUUUGACCCUGGUUAAAAGGGGUUCCAUUUUUUUGGUAUCUUUGUAACCUUUUAUGAUACCUUGGAGCUAGAGACAACUGUGGGUUUAUUUGGGUUUAUUUCUGAAAUUUGUUGCUCCAGGUUUGCUAUUUAUAAUGGUGUAUGUCAUCACCCUAGCCACCCUCCCCAUCCCAACCUAGCUCUCAGUUCCCUUCAAUUAGAGGCACCUCACAUGCCCAGCACAAGGGGCCACAAACAGAUGCUCUGAUACAAGAAGAGGUCAAAUACGUCAGUCCUGCCACAUUCUGAUCUUACCUGGAUGGACUUUUCAGUUUCCUGGAGUAUUGUGCAUAAUUCCCUCCAUGUUUCCACCUUGGAUCCAAGUGAAAUAAUGUUUGCUCCUCCAUCCUGUCCUCCCAAAGGAACACUGCAGGUCGACCCUGACAUCUUGGACCAGAGGUCUCAGAGGGGAGCAGGUUCAUCCUCAUGAGAUGGUGAGGGGCCAGGGAAUGGCUGGGCCCUCAGACAGCUGGUUCUCAAAGAACCCAGUGAUCACCACCCAAGCCACCUGCACCUCUGACCUGGAAUUCUGAUGUUCUGUCAAGCCUGCUUCCCACUGGCUCAAGGGAAACUAGAAAUCACUUUUGGAUAUAUCAGGACCCUUGUGGUUCAAUGGUUAUUUCCCUUUGGGAAAAAUCCCAGAAGCCAAUGUGUAUCAAAUGAGGUCUUGUGUGAAUCAUCCAUUUCCUUCCUCCUGACCUCCAGCUGCAGCACCUGUAGCUGGCAUAUGGCCAGGGGCAGAGCCCUAAGCACUGGGUGCUCAUUGCAGAGACACCACUCCAAGCCCCAGCCUACCAUGUAGGUGUCUGGCUCCCUGUGCCUGUUGUUUCUUACCUGGACGGUUACAGCCAGCAAGGUGCUCCACCUGAGGUUGCUUGAGUCACUUGAGGAUGUGACCCAGGAAAUCCUAUUCGGAGGCCUGAUGUGGAGCUUGACCCAUCCCCAGUCUCGGGGCUGAUUCUCCUUGUGGCCCCCCAACCCUACUUCUCUGCAGCCUACAAGGCCUCCCUGGAAGGAGUGACAUCCUGCAGCUUCCUUCAGGCUUUCGGCCCAGGCUCUCAGAAAUGAGCUACAAUUCUGAUGCCUCCAGAACAACUGGUUACUAGGAAGGAAGGUGGCCCUACAGCUUCACACUGGGGGAGGUAUAUUCCCACCUCCAACUAUACCCUAAGAAGGAAUCAGGAAUUUGGGGUGAGAUGGCAAAAUUUGUAGAUAACCCCAAAGAUGUGAAGCUGGUCUGUGGAACUAUCUGGAUGAAUAGAUGGUUUCAAAUGGCUCCCUCCAAAACUGACCGAGCCCAGCUUCAGGAGCUGGAGCUACUGCGCUGUCCUCCCCACCCAGCACUACUAGGUCAGAUGUUCUUGAUCUCUGGGGCUGCCGCCUUGGCAGGUGGGGGCAAGAUCCCUUCCCUGGCCCCAAGAAGGGCAUAGAUAGUUCCAAACUACAUGGUUCAUGGAGAAACAAUUUUAAUUUAGGAAAGGAAUUACAUAGGAAUAAUGUCUGGACUUGAUUUCCCCACCUCACAAUCAAGAGUAAAAACCUGGAUCUCUUCCCAGGCUGGCCCAUCAGCUCCCACUUGGAAGCUGCAACAGCUUUACAGCUCUGUGGCUUCUGGGCCUUUGGUCUGCUGAUCUUGUCAUGUGUGUGAAGUGUAACACAAUCUUAAUCAAAGCAAGGGCCAGGUAUCUAACUUGUUUAACAUGGACUUUUUGUGUGUUUUUUUUUUUUUUUAAAUAUUGUUUACAAUUUUGAGAGGUAGCAUUCUGUUUCAAUGCUCUUUGUUUUUCUGACAGUAUUGUUGAUUGGGUCAAAAUAUUUGAGCUGUGGUUUGGUGGAUUUUAGUUUUUUUAAAAGGUCAUCUGUGCUAUCUAUAAAACCUUGGGUUUGGCCCUCAAAUUCCUUUGACAUUCAUGUUUAAAAGCUAUUUAUCUUGGUUCAUACUAGUUUUCUUUCUUUUUUGGUGAUGACAAAGAUGUGCUAUUUGGCUUCAGUCUGAAAGUGAACUAACCACACUCUCCCCCCAUUUAUCUGUUCCUUCUUUUCUGAGUCAUGCUGUUCACUUUCUGGGCCGCAGGUGUAUUGAGGGUUAGUAAAGGCCUCUGACCUCACGCCCCAGGGCCAAGAAGAGCAGCUAACCAUCCAAAAUAAUACUGGGUCUUCCAGGAACAGAGGUAUAAGAAUAAAGACAGGGUGAGGCCUAGAUGGGGGAAAAGGGCAGAGUUUGUUCUCAUUCCCUCAUCCUGCCACUUCCUCUGUGUAGCAUCUAGUCACAGCUUCCUGGGUCCCCAUUCCCCCUGUGGAAAGUCUGAAGCUAAGAAAGUGCGUCUCACAACCAGCUGAAAUGAGGGAUGCUUUGAAAACUGCAGACAGACAUCAGGUGUCCCUAGCACAAGCCCUUCCCUGAGGCUUACAUCCAGAAAGUAGCUCUAGGAGUACAGUUCCACAGUGCUCAAUCUCUCCUUAUCUAGCUCAGGGGUUACUGGUCUGUGGCUGGUGCCAUGAGGGGCCCCUGCGGCUGUUCUCAGUGGCACUGAAGUUCCCCACAGGCAGUUCUUCCUUCCCAGCCUUCUUCCUGCUUCACUUUUCUCCACCCUGGUCUCUAGGCCUGAACAGGUCCCCUAGCAGUGCUCAAGGCACGAGACUGGACUUCUACCCUGAGACUUCCUCUCUUCACAGUGUGCCAGGCUUGCCCUGGGGAGGUGGACCAGAGACCCAGGACUUUCUCAGUAGCCAAUCCCACCCCCCAGUUGUCUUUUUUCUUUUUUUUUUUAAAAUCAAUUCAGGUUGAGAGGGAGAAAACAUUAGCUGUCUCUGACACCUGAGUUACUCAGAGUGUUGGGGGCAGAAGGGACAGUGUACUUACCCCUCAGAGUUCUGGCCUUAGACCUAUGGUUUCUUCAAGCUUAGAGACCUCACCUCUUUGCAACAGUAAUGUGGGCAUGGGGGGGGCAUCCACAAAGGGAAAAAUUUAGACACCCCAAAAUCUGCCAGCCAUGGUCCUGCCCUCUGAAAUGUGCCAGUUAGGAAGAGUGACUCCAAGGGAAAGGAGACUCAGCUGUCCCUCCACAGGAAGGAGGCUGGGGAGACAACUUCUAGAAGAGCCCUUACCUUGCUCACAGCCAUUCUGCGAGGUAGGUGCCCACAGCUUUGGGGGGAGGCAGUUUGCUCAGCACACUGCAGCAGCAGCUCAGAGCACUGAACACGUAAAAUGUGAAUGCAGUCUGGAGUCACCUUUGGGGAAACAGGAUUAAAACUACCCCCUACCACAUGUGACUUCUUCAUUUCCCACUGUAAGUUCCAUUUUUAAAAUAGGAAUUCUCAGCUUCCUGUGCUUGUCUAACGUCUGCUCUAAACAGUUCAAGACUCUGUUACUGUUUUAAAAUGCAUGCAUGUUAAAAUGAAUCUCCAACCCGAGAAAAAAUAAAACUCAAAAGCUUUGUGUA
Molecule: messenger RNA, 5143 nt
Organism: Nannospalax galili (Upper Galilee mountains blind mole rat)
Lineage: Eukaryota; Metazoa; Chordata; Mammalia; Rodentia; Spalacidae
Gene: Pip4k2b
Product: phosphatidylinositol-5-phosphate 4-kinase type 2 beta
Exons: 10
Coding region: 174-1424 (416 amino acids)
Biological process (GO): phosphatidylinositol metabolic process
Molecular function (GO): phosphatidylinositol kinase activity
Source: RefSeq, a predicted model, not a curated record